Molecule: messenger RNA, 1083 nt
Organism: Penicillium antarcticum
Lineage: Eukaryota; Fungi; Ascomycota; Eurotiomycetes; Eurotiales; Aspergillaceae
Exons: 6
Coding region: 1-1083 (360 amino acids)
Source: RefSeq, a predicted model, not a curated record
AUGGCGGAUUCCACGAGCCAGACGGAGCAUGGCUAUGAUCAUGAUAACUUGCGCCAUGUGGUGAUUACUGCAACUUGUUUCGCAUUCAUUUUAUCUACCACUGCGGUUGGGUUCCGGGUUAUUUCUCGGGGUAUCAAUGGAAGUGGUCUUUUCGCAGAUGAUUGGCUUAUCAUCUUUGCAUUGCUGUUCGAAUAUGGGUUGGCCGUAGCUGGCGUGGUGAUGCUCUACAAUGGACUCGGAACACACAUCAUCUAUCUCAGCCCGGAACAGAUUGUCACUUACCUCAAGACACUUUUCACAGGGUCCAUCCUUUACACCGGAUGCAUUGCAUGCAUCAAACUCUCCAUUCUUAUGUUAUAUCGACGCUUGUUCCCAGUCAAAUCCAUGAAAUACGCUGUCAACAUCGUGGGUAUGAUUGUGAUCCUAUGGGCUGCCUGUGGUAUUAUUGCUGGAUGCUUCAUCUGUAUCCCAACUGAGAAGCUUUGGCAUCCCAUGAUGCAAGGUGGUUGCAUGAACCUGUCCAAGUUUUACUAUGGGCUUCAGAUUCCAAAUAUCGCCACUGACGCUAUUAUCUUGGUAAUGCCUAUGCACAUUGUAUGGAACCUUCCUAUCUCCAAGGCACAGAAGGUUGGACUGUCUGGUAUUUUCGUUCUGGGAUUCUUGACCCUGAUAUUCGACAUCAUCCGCCUAGUCGUCUUAGUUCAACUAUCCGAAAAGGGCUCAGAUGUUACAUACGAUCAAGUCCCAGCAAGUGUCUGGACAUGCAUCGAACCAGCCGUUGGAAUCGUCGCUGCCUGUCUAUCCAACAUGCGCCCCUUGUUCAGGUUCAUCCAUACUAAGGUCUGGACCAAGCUGUCCAGCCGGUAUGCCACCACAAACAGCACCAGCCAGUCUACGAUGAUCAACACUGUCACUGGCCAUGAGAAGAGUGGAUGGGCGCGUCAGACUCCUAGUCCUGAUGCUAACCAGCGGUUUUCUCCUAGCCCCAGUGGUGAGUCUGUUGAUUCAUCUGAUCAGUCGCCAUCUCAGUCGCCGAGGCACUUGCCAGAGCAUACUACUGCUCAUACUCAAUCGGCGGUGUAA